Kickxella alabastrina is the source of this 1482-nucleotide messenger RNA. RefSeq lists its product as uncharacterized. The record is from RefSeq and is a predicted model, not a curated record. Gene Ontology annotation, cellular component: nucleus; perinuclear region of cytoplasm; cytosol. Gene Ontology annotation, biological process: nucleocytoplasmic transport; activation of GTPase activity. Gene Ontology annotation, molecular function: small GTPase binding; GTPase activator activity. Bases 140 to 1429 code for a protein of 429 amino acids. The transcript has a single exon. Lineage: Eukaryota; Fungi; Kickxellomycota; Kickxellomycetes; Kickxellales; Kickxellaceae.
CAAGCUUUUCCAACCCCAUUCCAAAUCCGACUCAACUCGUAACUUUUGCGUUUUGUACUAAAUUUCUGCAACUCAAAGCACGCUUAUCAAAAAAACACCCACGAUCUCAUAUUUUACAUAAACAUUCAUAUCACGAAUCAUGUACGCUGUCGGUGCUACUGGAGUCAUCUCGGCCGGCUUUCCUGCCGCUGCGCUGACCAAGUACAAAUAUCCUGUUUUCCUGGCCUCGUCGCUGGAUACCGAGCACGACGCGUCGACCAGCCCGACUUUGUGCGGCCAGACGGAGGAUCCAUGCAAGUCCAACUGCGUACCCAGCAAUGUCCACAGCCGUGAAAUUUCGUUUGUGGACAUUGAUCCGACAGAGAUCAAUAUCACCCAGGCACUGGGCGGGCGGUCAUCCGAGACAAUCGAGUGCCUUCGCAUUAACGGCUGCCGGAUGAACAGCGCCGUAUUUGCAGCGGUGGUUGACGAACUGUGUCUCUUAGAACUUCCAAACCUGCACACUAUUGACAUCUCGAAGAACAAAGUUGGUGGCCCCCUGGCUGGCAAUGCACUGGCAAAGCUGCUGACACAUGCCACAUCGACGCGCUUCUUGUCGCUGGGAUGGAAUUGUUUGGCACUCGCCGAUUUAAAGGACAUAUGCCUUCCAAUCUGCGGCGUGAUCUCGCUGGAUCUGCGCUCUAAUCCGCUGAGCAAUUCAUUUGUCAGGCCCUCGAGCCGAAGCUCUUCCAGGAGUAGCAGCCGCCGCAAUCCCAAGUCUGAAAGCGCUGAUGCUAGCGUUGACACCAUGGCGUGGGUCAGUACGCUGGUAUCGUCGAUGCCCCAGCUCACACAUAUCCACUUGGCACAGGCGAGUAUUUCUGAUAAGGAAUUGACUGCCUUGUUUCACGCACUGACUCGCCCAUCGACCCGCGUGGAGUACAUCGGCCUCGAAUGGCUGGGUCUGGGCAGCCGCCUCGCCACCCUGCGCGCAAUUAUGAGCAGCUUGACUCCCGCGGCUGGCUUGGCAACGCACAGUAGCGCAUUGCAUGUCAACCUCGCAGCUAACAACCUUGGCGACUGCGGCGUUGAAAUUAUUUCCACCUCGGAUGCUAAACUGCCGUCGCUCACGCUGGCGUGCAAUUUCAUUACAGAGCGCGGGACGGGCAUGCUGGCCAAAUGGCUGCCUGCAUCCAGUUUGACUGCGCUUGAUCUGACGGACAAUUACUUUGGCGAUCAAGGAAUCGUCUCGCUGCUGGCUGUGCAUCCGGGUGUUAAACCAAACUCCUAUUACACGCAGAUCAAAUCGCUAGGUCUGAACAGCUGCUGCUUGGGCGACACGUCGCUGCGUAUGCUGGCCGACGCUAUUUCUUGCAAGUGGGCGCCUCUUGAGUCGUUGAGGAUUCUGCGCAACAGCAGAAUGUCAUCGAGUGCCAAAAUUACCCUGUGAGGCGAGUCCUGUAUAAAACAGUUUAUACUAUACUCAAAUCCAAACUGUCAACC